AUGGUCAUCUCUCGCAUCGACCUCUAUGCCUGGGUGAAUCGAUCAUCUCGCUUCCCUCUGAGGAUGUCGACGACUUCUCUUCAUCAGUUCGCUAGUUCCUUCUCUCAUUUUCCUUCGGGUGCUCCGUCGUCUGGCAUGACACAAUCCCAGACGGUCGGGCUGGAUACGCUCGCAGAAGGUUCCCAAUACGCGCUGGAGCAGCUGCAGCUGUCGCGAGAGUCGGGUGGCGCCAGCGCUGGCAAUGAUGCCCCCCUUAGGGGUUCGAUUUCCAAGUCCGACGACCAGCCGCUCUACGGCGACGGGGACAGCAGCGAGUCUAACAAUAAUCCUAAUCUAAACAACAAUCCCGCCCACAAUAAUAAUACCUUCUCGGGAUUUAGGGGUCUGUCACACCGGGACCCGCUAGCAGACGCGCGCUCUGCGAUUCGGAAGAACUCGGCCUCGGCUCCCGUUCGAAGGAGAAUCAGUCGCGCGUGCGACCAAUGUAACCAGCUGCGGACCAAAUGCGACGGGCAGAACCCGUGCGCUCAUUGCAUUGUCCCUCGUUUUAGCGCUGACAGCAGUGGUGGAAUAGAAUUUGGGUUGACUUGUGAAUAUGCUCGCGAGCGGAAGAAACGUGGGAAAGCUUCCAAGAAGGACCUUGCGGCCGCUGCUGCCACCGUCGGUGGUACGGCAUCUUUGGCAAGCCACCAUGCCGGUCAGGAUGGUGCUUCUUUGGCCAAAGGCCACUCUCCCCCGGAUGGCCGAUCAUCGCAAGACGUCAAUGGAAGAUACGACCCGACUUUCGAUGCCGCCCGUAGUCUUACAAGGCCCACGCAGACGCAGCUGCAGCAUGCCUCGGAGGUCCCAGGUAUAGUGGGAAUGCAGAAUCCGUCGCAGGGGUCGUCCCAUUCCCAAGCGCCCCUAGGGGCCUCCAUCGAUGCGCUGCAGCUGAACCACUUCAAUGUCCUGAAUGAGUCUAACCGCCCGCCGUUGUCCGUUCCCGAUCUUCGCUCGUUGCAGAUAUUGCAUCACUCUGGCGCCAACCCUCGUUCGCCAUCGUCCGUCAUGCCCUCCCAGGGCCUGGCUUCUGGUUAUAACGAUGGCGCAUACCCUCUCAUGAACCCACAGGAUUCGAAUACUGCCUCAAUCAAUCAAUUCCGACUGGGUAGCUCUGCGGAGAACCCGGCCCCGUUUCUAGGUCUGUCGCCUCCUGCGCAGUCACCGGGCUGGCUACCGCUCCCUUCGCCAUCUCCCGCGAACUUUCAUUCCUUCAGUAUGCCGCCGUUUGGCAGCACUUUGCGAUACCCAGUUUUACAACCAGUUUUGUCUCAUAUUGCGUCCAUUAUUCCCCAGUCGUUGGCCUGCGACCUCCUCGACGUCUACUUCACCAGCUUCUCGCCAUCUCACCUAUCCCCGCAAUCUCCCCCCGGUCUUUUGGCAAGCAUGCUCUGGGUUGCGGCCCAGACGAGCGACGCGGCCUUCUUAACCUCCCCACCGUCUGCUCGGGGGAGGGUGUGCCAAAAGCUCCUAGAACUUACCAUUGGAUUGCUCCGCCCUUUGAUUCAUGGUCCCGCCCCCGGGGAAACCUCACCCAACUACGCUGCCAACAUGGUGAUCAACGGUGUAGCUCUCGGAGGAUUCGGCGUCUCCAUGGACCAAUUGGGCGCGCAAAGCAGUGCCACGGGGGCUGUAGAUGACGUCGCGACGUAUGUCCACCUGGCGACCGUGGUUUCUGCCAGUGAAUAUAAGGCAGCUAGCAUGCGUUGGUGGACCGCCGCGUGGUCUCUCGCUCGGGAAUUGAAGCUGGGCCGUGAGCUGCCGCCAAAUGCCGCCCAAUCGCGGCCAGAUGGGGAGCGUGAGGGCGAGGCGGACGGUGAUUUAUCCAAACGAAACAAUCUCCCCCCUCUCAUUACUUCCGUGGGAAAUGGCUCCGGGAGUGCAGCUUUGAACGUUACCGAGGAGGAACGGGAGGAACGCCGGCGGCUCUGGUGGUUGCUUUAUGCGACGGAUCGCCACCUGGCGCUCUGCUAUAACCGCCCGUUGACGUUGCUUGAUAAAGAAUGCGAGGGGCUUUUGCAGCCGAUGAACGACGAUUUAUGGCAGGCGAGCGAUUUUGCUGCAGCCAGCUAUCGCCAGGUAGGCCCACCUAUAGAAUGCACCGGCCACAGUGUGUUCGGGUAUUUCUUACCUCUGAUGACCAUUCUCGGGGAAAUUAUCGACUUGAAGCAAGCGAGAGACCAUCCCCGGUUUCGCCUUGCUUUUCGGACGAGCCCCGAGUGGGAUAAUCAAGUGUUGGAGAUUACCCGCCAGCUAGAUACGUAUGGACAGAGCCUCAAAGAGUUCGAGGCCCGCUACACCAGUAGCUUGUCCCUUGGCGCAGGAGAAAACGAAGCCGUCGUUGAAGGGUCGCAUCUGGACCACGUGAGUCCUUCAGGCCGGUCAAGCAGCACGGUCGGAUCGCGCGUGAACGAAUCCAUCGUGCACACGAAGAUGGUGGUUGCAUACGGAACUCAUAUCAUGCACGUUCUCCAUAUUCUCUUAGCGGGCAAAUGGGACCCGAUCAAUCUACUCGAGGAUCAUGACCUCUGGAUAUCGUCCGAAUCGUUCAUCUCGGCGAUGAGCCACGCUGUUGGUGCUGCCGAGGCGGCAGCAGACAUCCUCGAAUAUGACCCCGACCUCAGCUUCAUGCCCUUCUUCUUUGGCAUCUACCUUCUACAAGGUAGUUUCUUAUUGCUUCUCGCUGCGGACAAGCUGCAAGGCGACGCGAGUCCUAGCGUUGUUCGCGCCUGUGAGACGAUUGUUCGUGCGCACGAAGCUUGCGUUGUGACGCUGAACACUGAAUAUCAGAGAACAUUCCGGAAAGUCAUGCGGUCAGCUCUCGCGCAGGUUCGCGGGCGCAUGCCCGAGGACUUUGGUGAACAGCAACAGCGCAGGCGGGAGGUGUUGGCUCUCUACCGCUGGACAGGGGAUGGCAGCGGCCUUGCCUUGUAA
Molecule: messenger RNA, 2973 nt
Organism: Aspergillus affinis
Lineage: Eukaryota; Fungi; Ascomycota; Eurotiomycetes; Eurotiales; Aspergillaceae
Gene: xlnR
Product: putative C6 transcription factor
Exons: 4
Coding region: 1-2973 (990 amino acids)
Biological process (GO): DNA-templated transcription; regulation of DNA-templated transcription
Molecular function (GO): zinc ion binding; DNA-binding transcription factor activity, RNA polymerase II-specific; DNA binding
Source: RefSeq, a predicted model, not a curated record